AUGAUGCACUCUGAUAAUAUAUUAGCGUCGUCAUCGAUGCCAUCACAAUCAAAUUUAACAAAUGAUGGAACAUCAGCGAUAUUUGACAACAAUACAGUGUGUGCAGAUCAACUAGUUGGUGAAUUACUAGAGGGCUUAUCGGGUAGAUUGAUGUGGGGUAUUAUUCAACUGAUUCUAAUGUUUUUAGGGAAUAUUGGAAAUAUCCUCACAUUAAUAGUUUUGAAUCGCCGUUUAAUGCGAAAAGGAGGAAUAAAUAAUUUACUACAAGGUCUUGCCAUCAGCGAUAUUGUUGCUCCUACUCUCGCUUGUAUUCCGCAUAUCAUGUAUUAUUAUGGUCCAAAGAAUCAUAACAAAUUAAUAAAUUUUGUCAACGCAUUUUUUAUGCCUGUCGCAACAGGAGCUACGUUUUGUUCGAAUUGGAUCGUUGUGACAAUAACUUGUUUUCGUUUGAUGAUUGUUGUAAAACCACUUUAUUCACAAGUUUAUUGUUCCAGUCGUAAUGAAAGAAAAGCUUUAAUAACAAUAUUUUUAGUUAGUGUCCUAUCUAUAAUACCAUAUUAUUAUUAUCAUUUUGAUACAGAUGCUCUAAAUGUUGUAAAAGCUGUAUCAGCUUUACUAUCUUUAUUAUGCCCAUGGGUAAUAUGUGUAUUUCUGUGGAUAUUACUCAUACGGAUUGUUAACCGUGAAAUCGGUGCAAAAAAAUCGCAAGAAUUCAUCUUACAUUCAGAAAUAAUUGCGCAACGUUUAAAAUCAAAAUCUAAAAUAACUAAAAUGGUCCUAAUUAUAUGCUUUUUUAACAUAAUAUGCCAAUUGCCCGUCCUUAUUCUAACAAUAUUCGGCCUAAUUGAUGUUAACCCAUGUGGACAAAUACGUGCAUUGAUUUAUGUUUGCCUCCUUUUUGUAUCAAAUUUACUAUUAAUUGUGAAUCAUUCAAUUAAUUUUUUUAUUUAUUCUUUAACUAAUUGUAAAUUUCGUUAUACAUUACAAGUUAUGUGCCGACAUUGCUGUGUUUUUCAUGAUCCUGUACAUAGUCGAAUAACGACUCAACGACAAAUAAUGGCAUUUGAUGAUCAACGAAAACUAGCUGUUCAAAAAUCGACAAAAACAAAAUAUGACUGUAAUUCCUGUUCAAAUUCUAAAAGUCGAGAAAGUCCACAUUUAAUGGUAACAAUGCCUACCGCAAAUAUGUCUAGAUGUAACAAGAAGAACAAUCCAUCAGCACGUGUCGCUUUGUAG
This is a messenger RNA of Rotaria socialis, 1236 nucleotides long. Lineage: Eukaryota; Metazoa; Rotifera; Eurotatoria; Philodinida; Philodinidae. The record is from the annotation of a GenBank genome assembly.